This is a messenger RNA of Chilo suppressalis (striped riceborer), 5971 nucleotides long. NCBI's taxonomy places the organism in Eukaryota, Metazoa, Arthropoda, Insecta, Lepidoptera, Crambidae. The record is from the annotation of a GenBank genome assembly.
UUCAUUACGCGCUGCCAUUUUCGUUUUGUGGCACGGUCGAGUAGAGGUAUGAUCUAAAUUAAAUUGUAUUAAAUACUGUAAACAAUUCCCAUUGCAAAGUGAUUUCAUUUGCUGUAUCGACUUCGAUUUCUGAAGAUUACAAGAACGCUGUACUUAAAACGUGACGGAAAUUGUUGACAUUCUGGGCGGAUAAGUAAUGCAGAGCCGGUAGCCGCGGCGUGAGCAGCCAUGCCGCUGCCGAAGCGCUGCGUGGAGCCGGUGCACGUGUCGCGGGGCACGGUGCCCGAGCGGCUCGCUGUCCCCUCCGAACUAGAGGCGGUUACCAAUGGAACUCUCGCCCAUACCGUCAGGCAGCUAUCUUCACUUUCCAAACAUGCGGAGGAUAUGUUCGGAGAGUUAACACGGGAAGCCACCAACCUGGCGGAACGAACGAAUGUGCUGCAGGCGAGGAUAGAUCGGCUAGCCAUCAAGGUCACACAGCUUGACUCAGGGGUAGAGGAAGUGUCGCUCCAAGACAUACAAAUGCGGAAAGCGUUCCGCUCGUCGCGGGCGUUCCAGCAGCAGCUAUUCUCGAGAAACUCGAUGCCGUCUGCGAUGCUCGCUACCUACGCUCGUUGCGAUCGACCGCCGCCGCUCGAGCGACUCAACGAGUUCCGAGACGAUGGUCGCGACGCGCGAAAGUUCUAUACCGAUCCAGAUUACUUCUUCGAGCUGUGGCGACGAGAGAUGCUGCAAGAUACUGAGAGGAUCCAGCAUGAUAGGGGGAAGAAGGUACGAGCGCCACGGAGCGGCAGCGGCGCGGAAGGACGCGGCACGCGGCGAAUACGCGCGCCGCACUCUACGCGCGAGCGGCAAAAGGCCGCGGCCGUGACGCGCGGCGAGCACAUCAUGCCCACCGCGCAGCUCAAGCACCUGGACGAGCACGUCGCGCACAACAAGCCCGACCCCGUCUACAUAUAUACAAGCGUGCCAGAUGGAAAUUACAAAACACCACAAAAUCGACCGCCUUCGACGCAGCCUGCGAGACCCAACUCAAUCGAAAUCGAGAAACAACAAAUCCGACAACCGCGACUUACAGGGAAUGGACAUGUUCCCGAGGAAAGUCCCUACGGUACGGCGCCGGAGCCGAUAUACGGGGGCAGCAUCGCGGGCACGCCUCGCCGCGCGCGCCCCUCCAUUCCGCCGCCCGCCCCGCCCGCGCCCCUGCCGCCCGCCCACGCAGCGCCCUCCCUCACGCCCACCAGGUCGUCCCUGCCCCCUCCCCCGCCGCCCCCGGAGGGCUCGCCCCCGCCGAUGAUGAACGGCGCCUCGCCCCCGCACCGCACUGCGCUAGACGCGCACUUAGACCACAUGCAUGCUGUUAUUGGUAUGAUGUCAUCGGAAGAAGGCGGGGUAUCACCGCCCCCUCCCCCUCCCGCGCCGCCCGCUCCCCCCGCGCCGCCCCCUCCCGCGGACGUGACCGGGGCGGGGGUGACGGUAGGGGCAGGGGCGGGGGAGGACCGGCCCCGGCCUCCGUCCCCGGGAGCCCUGGCCCGCGGUGCCUCCGCCCUCAAACCGCCGCGCCCCGCCGCCGACCCGCAGCCCGACCCGCGCACCGACCUACUGAAGGCCAUCCGCCUGGGCAUAAAACUGCGCAAAGUCGAGAAGCGUUGCGACGACACCACCGGACGCUACGACACGUUACGCGGCGCGCCCGCCUUCCACGACGUAGCUUCUAUACUCGCCCGGCGAGUCGCCGUCGAGCUCAGCGACACAAGUUCCGGCGCCGAUUCCGACUCCGACGACUCCGACCAGUGGACCGAGUCCCGUGCGUGACGUCGCGCCGUCCACCGACCGCCCGACCCUCCCCCCGACCCAGAGCCCAAACCCUCCCCCCAAAAAAUCCCCCACGAAAGCUCCCCGCCCAAAAAAACUUUGACCUUUGAAACUUCUCAAGCAAACAUUCUCCCAUCCACCUUCAAAACCUCUCAAACCCAAAUCGAUAUCGAAUCCUCUCCACCUAAAAAUAUACCCUUCACCUUCAAAACAACAACACAAACGGUGUCUAUAAAGCAAUCCCCGCCGAGAAACGUGCCAGAUCUGCUGCGGAAUCAACCUCAGAACUCUUUUCGUGCGCCCAGAGAAUCUUUCGAUGCACCUUCACCUCCGCCAUCGAAGGAAGCUCCGAAUAAAGAGACUUUGAGUCCUCCGAAAACCGAAUCCCCCCCUUUGAAUAUGCAAAAGAAGGAAGUCGUCUCACCUCCUCAGCGAGAAUCGAUGCCGCGCAAAAAGGAAUACCCCUCUCCCCCGAAGCGACAGGAUUCUAUAAAAACGGAGCAGCAACCCCAGAAAGAUUCCACGGAAAUCGCUUCAACCCCGGUUUCAGCUUUCAAAAAAAACCGAACGGAUUCGAAAGGCGAUGAAAACAGAGUGAACACGAAAGCGAUGGUUAAAGAUGCGGCGGUAACGAAACAGGUGCCCAUCAGGAAUGAAAAGUUAGCCCCCGUAGUGAAUAAUCAAGUGGAAAAAGCGGCUGGUGAAAAUGAUACAGAAGAGUUGGAAGCGAAAAAAGAAAAGAUCACCUUGAGCGAGGAAUCUAACGGGGUGGGGGAUAAGAUUAAGAAGUUCGAGAAGGCCGCAGAAGAUGCUAGCGCCACUUUGGGGCGGAUGUCAAGGCCGGGAUCGGUUCGAAGCCGCUCGCGUACCGAACGACUGGGCUCCGAUAGCAAGGAGGAUUUACCACCGCCAGCCACGCCUUUCAAAGACAACGUUCAUUUCGAUCUGUCAACCGCCACGGCCAGUCCAGUAGAGAAAGCAGUCACAAUACUGGAAAGGCAACAAAGCUUAACCAAAAACAGCAACUCCAACUUGAAAUGGCAAAAGAGCGACAGCAACGAAGUGGACAAAGUCAAACCUGAGCCGCAGAAGAUCAUCAAGCCGGAAUUCAAGCCGAUCGUAUCGCCCGUCGAAGUGACCAUCAGAUCGCCCAGCUUAGGCACCAAACUGCCGGACCAGUUCCCGUCGCACGGCACCGCGUUCCGGAACGUCGCAUCUCCUGAUCCGGCACGCGCCACCGUUCAUAAGUCCAGCGAUGAUGUGACCGCUCAGAAUAACUUGAAGGCAUGCAAAUUGAAGAACAAAGAAAAGUACUCCGUCAGCAAGGGCUCAAGUUAUUUCACGAGGGGUUCCGAGGAGAUAUGGCUAGUAAAGAAGAAGGAUAUCGAGGAGAUCGAAGAAAGGGUGCUGGAUUCGUUUAGGCGCGCGGGUGGCAAUAUUUGCAUGAGGAGUGAAUCGAUGCGACCGUCCUCUGAUAGCGGGCAAGGGGCAUCGUUCACUCACGCGACUAUGGGAAGGACCAAACGGCAGAUGUACGCCAGGAGCGAAUCCUUGGACCCCCAAUGGGCUGGUGCUCGAUCGCAGACCUUGAAGCGUCAGACUUCGGUAGCUUGCACGUGUGGCCAUGAUAAGAAGACGCGAGCUAAAAGCGCCGGAGCAAGCGAUACAAGCGCGCGACCCCGGUCUCGCUCUCACGGCGACGACAACAACCAAGCGCACGUGCUUGAUAAGUACGAAACGCUCGUGUAAUAUACCCAAUACCUCCGUCUUUGUAUUCCAUGCACGAAUAGGUAACGCUACAGACCCAGGUCUUGGUCUGUGUGCUUGAAUACUUGAACAGGUAGGCCCAGUUAUGCAGGUCAGUAUUAUGGUGCGGUGCAUGGAAUAUGAUUCUGUAGUAAUUUAUAGUGCAUACACAUAAUCAGUGUGGUGUAACAAUUCAAUUUUAUGUAACAAUCGUAUCUAUUUAGUAAGGGGAUGUAAGCUUAUGAAGAAGGCUAGUCUAGUGCGAAGCGGGAUUGAAUUUAAAAGUGAUGGAUAUAUAUAUAUCUUUUUAAACCAAAAAUAUAUAUCUGUACGAAGUAAAUAUUAGUGAUGACAAGUUAUGUUAGGUGUAGUUUCUGAAUUCUUCCCUUCGUCGUUUUUAUGAAUGAAUUGUAUAAUGUUGCCGUCUUAGUUUUCUUUUUGUUCAUAUUAUGUGAUGAAAAAUACAUUUACAAUCUACAGAGUUGACUGCAUCGCAGCAUUGACUUCCUAAACAAAGCACAACCUACAUUAAUGGUGCUUUGCUUGUUGAAUAUAUUUCACGAAAAUCAUAGAAGCUGUUUGAAGUUUAGUGGUUGUGAAAGUUAUGUUUUGAGAUUGUGUAACAUAUUCUGUUUAUGAAUUACUUUAUAAAUUAGGUCCCAAUCUAUUUGUCCGAAAUCGGACAAAUGUUGAUGCAAAAUAAUACUCUACGAAAUCUUUCUGUUCUCAUCAAUAUUUCAUUCUGUCAAUACAUUAAGGAAACAAUAAUAGUCUAAUAUGCUUUUGAAUACAAUUUUGUAAUUUCAUAAUGAAUGUGACCUCCAUUUGUAGUGCCAACUAGUAAUCAUCAUGUAUAGUUUCAUCAAAAUACAUAAUUAUAUUACAAAUACCGAUAGCUUCCAUUUUAUAUAAUAAAAAUUUUGUACUCAUUCUGGUAGUUAAAAAUAUAAUUAUCUUAACAAAUUAACUUGUAACCUUUCUUGUAACGAAAGGAAGCUGAGCAUCUUUAAAAUUUUUGCUUAUUUCGAAACGAGCAAUAAUUUUGAGACUACAAAAAUGUAAAGACCAACAAAUUUUCCAAAAAUUUGAUAACCAUAGGAAUGGCUAAACGAUUUCUUUUUAUUUCUAUUUGGAAGUUUCAAAUGAUUGAUGUUUAAAUCAACUGACUGAUUAAAGAAAUGCAAAGCUAUAUAAUUUCUCCCCAUUUCUUACUUACAUUAUUUAUAUGCAUUCCAAAAUAUUUUGUUGCUCGUCAACUCUCAUCUCAUCUGUUAUCAAAUAAUAUUAUGUUGAAUUGUAAAAGAGCAACGAAUAUGUACCAAAUUGUCUUAAUAAUUAUGUAAUGUACCUAGGUAGGGAAUAAGUAUUCAAACCUUUUUAAUACUUUUAUUGAUGAUGAUGUGCAUUUUGUUUUGUUUUUUUUUUAUUAUUAUUUGAAUGUGAAAACAUUCUUAUUGAAACUUAUCUCAAACAUUUUUUACAAAUGUUUACCAAUACAUAAAUGGUUUAUUUUUAAACAAUGUAUUUUAUGCUAAAAUAAAUUUAUCCUGCCAAUUUUUUGUUAUAUUGAAUUUUGAUAAAAGUCACAUAAGUAAUUGAGCCAAUGGAUAAUUUUAGUUCAUUUUUACUACAAACUAUGGCAUAUGAUGCGAACAAAUUAAAAUUGUGAAAUAUGAUUAUUAAACGCAAAUCAUGAAUUAUUAUUUAUUAGUAGAUCACAUUUUUUAAGUGAUCCAGUUUCAUUUCUUAUUUUUGUUAAGUAAUUGAAAAGUUAAAUCAUGAUUUUUAUAUAAAUAUUGAAAAAUACAUACACUAUAGCUAUUUUGUAAAGUGCAGCAAGAGCGACUUUAUUUUAUCAAUAACAGUUUCAUUAGUAGUUUCAGAAAAAAUCUUGAAUUAUAGUUCCGAAAUUUUUAUAUCUAUCUGAAAGUGUAUGUAUAAUUUGAAUGAAUGUAGCAUAGUCUUAUAAAGUACGUAUGGUAAUAUGAACAUGAUUAGUAUUUAGUAAAAGUGUAAAUUAUAGCUGUAAGGGAAUGAGUAAAGCAUGUUUUAUAUUAUGUAGAUUACGUAAAUGCCUCUUUGUUUUGCCCUUUUAAGGCAAAAAGCUGAUUAUUUAUUUGCAUUUUUUCUUAAAUGUUUAUAAUUUUAAAUAUUGAUUAAAUGAAAAGCUAAGUUGUUGUAUUUGCUAAUAGAGUCCUCGAAAUGACAUCACUUGCUAAUUUUAAUGUGAUUUAUUAUUUUGCCUUACCUAUGCCACUAAUAUUAACAACAGUGGAGCAAAACUCUAUGAAUAAUAAAUCACGUUUUAAUUACUAGAAAGGAUAAAAUGCACCCAAUAUGGACUUUAAUGUCAUGAGUAAUAAGAGAGUAUUUUAUAAAUUGUUUAUUUGCUAAUACAAUUUAAGUUAAC